Molecule: messenger RNA, 3261 nt
Organism: Exophiala mesophila
Lineage: Eukaryota; Fungi; Ascomycota; Eurotiomycetes; Chaetothyriales; Herpotrichiellaceae
Exons: 1
Coding region: 555-2867 (770 amino acids)
Source: RefSeq, a predicted model, not a curated record
GUUGAUCUUUUACAGGUCACCACGAGAAAGGGAAUUAGAGCUCGAGCACAGUUACUGGCCCGUUCCUUCUUACCAUUCCUCCAACUCCAACUCCACCCAACUCUAUUCAUUCUGUCCCUCCAUUGUCAUCCCACUCGCCCUUUGCUUGCUUCUAUCUCGAUUCCAAUCCAACGCCCCUGCUAUCCGCCACCUCACACCCUCACACCAAUACACGCACGAGACCACACACGCGUCGUUUUCUUCUUCCUCUUUGCGAUUCAUUCGUCCUUCAUAAUUUCUUGUCCCUCCCCUCCCCUCAGAGGCUCCACCUGACAUACCUGACAUUUCUCAUCCACUGCAACCUCCUUUCCUGACCUCUGAUCCUCUAUCCCUCAACAUCACCACUCUCUUCCUCCUCCGUAUACGCCCGAUAUAUCCCUGGUCAGCCUUUCCCCCGCAUUUGAUACUCUUCGACAUCCGCAUCCAAGAGAAUCAUCCUCACAUGUCUUCUUAACUCGCCAAUCAUCGACCGAUCGGAGAGAACAUGCCAGCUUCCCCUCCGAUCAACCCACACAAUGUCUUCUCCCCCGCCUUCCUCGAAUUCCCUGGCUUCCGAGACGCAAGAUCACCAUACUCUCUCUUUGACUUUAGCUGAGACGCCGGCAGGUGGAGCCUCCCGCUCUUCCUCAGGCACAGCAGCCAUGCCCUCCUCUACGAAACCUCGUAAAUUCCUCCCACAGCCCUUUGAGGAAAGCUCACGGUCGUCCCAAAAGAACAACAUAGACCAUGAUGGAGAUACCACAAUGGUGAACGGCCUCGACCCUACCAGACCUUCCAAGUCUCGUUUCUCCUACUCCGACGAUCCCACCUCUCCUGGAAUGCUCAACAGCAGGCCUGACUCUACACCCACACAGAAUACUGCUGAGCCCGUUCAAUUGCCCACACGACCAGCACGCCGGAAAUUCGCUGCGCAGCCAAUUGAGACCACAUUCAAGACGAGUAAGGAUAGACCUCAACCUCAACAGAUCGACGAGCCCUCCACUCCUCCCAAAGCACGUCGGAAAUUCGCCGCUCAGCCGGUGGAAACAUCCACAAGGAGCAGCAAAGAGAAGAAAACCAAAGACUCUGGGGACGACUCUGAGACCACUCCUAAGCCACGUCGCAAGUUCGCCGUCGAACCCGUCGAGACCAGCACCAUCAGACGGCGGCGGAAAGCUGACAGUCGAGACUCGGACGAAGACGCCGACCAGACCUCUCCUCACGUUUCUUCCACUUCUAGUCGGGGAGGCAGCGGUCCACGUAGAUUCUCCCCCGAAUUACUUGAGACAGCAAAAGGGUCAUACCGUCGGGUCCAUCUCCAGUCACCGGAAGUACAGAGUCCUCCGCCUCCAAAGCCGCUAUCCGUCUCAUCAGAGGAAGAAGCAGAUACAGUGGGCGGCCUAGAGGAGUCACGCUUUUCUGCGGCGGCUCUGGCUCGCAAGCACCCCGAGGCCACUCGACAGCACUCUUUUGUCGUUCCUGACCUCCCCAUGAUCGAGUCCAACACGGAAGACGAAAGCUCCGACGCACCCUCAUUGAGCGACACCCCAUCCUCCUUUGAGGUUGAGAGUAGUAGGAUCACUCGAGCGGAUCCUCAAGAAAGUUACACAGAGUACGUGCUGCGGUUGGCCGCUGAGACGGUGAGCGAAAAGGAAUUGCAGGAACAAGCCAUGGCGGCAUAUAUCAACGAACGGCCCCACGAACCAGUGGAUCAUUUCGCCAUCUCCCACGACGAAGACAUAGACGGACCAUUGCCCGUUCCCAUGUUCCAAGGCGAAAAAGGUGUCGACGUCCAAACAUUUCGUCGGUCAUCGGCUGCUGAGCUGGAUCUGGAAAUGGCCAACAUGCGCAAGCAUCACGAACAGCUUGAAAGAGCCAAGAGAGACCUCAAGGCCGAUACUGCUGGGCAAAGCCGCUUUAGUGCCGCUGCAUUGGCGACCAGACAUCAUCUAGAGGCUAAGGGGGUGAAGAAAGCAAAGAAGAUUCGUGGUCUCGACGAAGAUUCAGAACUUGCACGGAUGCGCGCUGCUGCAGCGCCUCCCAUGCUUGGCAGCGACAUUGUAUUCCCUUAUACCAUUUCACCCAAGAUGACCCGGUGUGAUCCAGACCAGGCGCCACGACCUCGCAGUCAGAACAGUGACGAUGAGGCCUCGAGUCCGGUAUCCCCCCAUCUUUGGUCCGCGGAAAAGAAGCGGGGGAACAAUGCGGGAGUAGGUUUAUGGAUGGGCUUGUGCCAGGGUACGCAGAGCCAGACCUCGAGCUCCAAGGAUGGCCUCAGAAGUGGAAUUCAGACUCCAGUGGUGGAGAAAAGCAAUCCGUUUGAGGUCGCCACUCCGGGCCGAGGGAACCAGACGCCCGGUCGACAGACACCCAGUCGGAAGCGCUUCUUCGGGGGGCUGCACAUGGUCCCAUUGACCCCUCCACGCAGCCAGGAUGGCGGAGACAUGUUUACGGACACGAUUGACCGAAAACUCAUGUUGGAAAAACAGAUUGACGACGAGUUUUCCAACAGUGUCAUCACACAGAUUUAUAACUAUUUGAGUCUAGGAUACCCUACCCUCGCGCGCAUGUUUGACGAAGAGUUGAGCAAGAUCAGCCGGAUAUCCGUCGAAGAACUGAGAAAGGACGACGCCAACAUGGAUGCCAAGGGAUACGUUGGAGCACCGGAAGGAAAUGGAGCAGAUGAGAGCGAGGUGAUUGGCAAAUGUAAACGAUGGGAAGCUCUCAAGCUCUACGUCAAGGAAUGGGCACGACAAAGCCCCAAUUUCGCAGACGACCAUUCGCGGCGACUCGGUGGAGCCAACGCAGAAUGGGGUGCCGGUGCUCGAAAAGGCAGCUGGGGUCAUUGAAUUGUGUGUGAGGUAUGGGCUGGUCUCUGCGAACUUUUUGUCGUUCCUUGCUAUAUUGAUGUGAGGAUUUUCGGCACAGGCAUGGCGUUGCAUUGGUCUGCAGGAAUAUCCGAAGAAAGAUGGAUUUGUGUCACUGCACGCACGUGUUUUGGGGGACAGGUGGUUUUGCAUCCAGCUUGACUUGAAAUUGACAAUGGGACGGAGUGUAUCAAGCAAUUGCAUGCAUUCCAUGUCAAGGUCAUAAGUGGCCUUGACGACACACAAGGAUGAGCGCGAGUACAAGUGCGUGUCAGUAUUUGGACCGAGAGUAGAGUACAUUUGAUGGUUGAGAGACGUAAAUAUCUUCAUCCUCAUCAUCGCCCUCGACAGAGCAGACAGGAAGAACAAACAAUUC